This is a messenger RNA of Solanum stenotomum, 444 nucleotides long. RefSeq lists its product as uncharacterized. The record is from RefSeq and is a predicted model, not a curated record. The transcript has a single exon. The coding region runs from base 1 to 444 and encodes 147 amino acids. Gene Ontology annotation, molecular function: zinc ion binding; nucleic acid binding. NCBI's taxonomy places the organism in Eukaryota, Viridiplantae, Streptophyta, Magnoliopsida, Solanales, Solanaceae.
AUGAAAAAUCACGAGAAUCGUCCUACUGGAUCUACACCAGUUCCUAAAGUAAAUGAGGUGUGCGCCCACCACGCUGGGCGUGGAAGAGGUCGUGGACAUGGUCGUAAUUAUGACCAAGAGAGAAAUCAUUUUCUAGGUGUUAAUCAUUCACCAAAGAAAAAUCACUAUCAAAGGGGAAAAGGAAAAGAUGAGAAACGUGAAACAGUUAAAACUAAUUAUUUUCGAUGUGGUGAAAGGGGUCAUUAUGCACGUGAUUGUCGUACUCCUAAACAUUUGGUUGAGCUUUACCAAGCAUCACUAAUAAAGAAGGAUAAAAAUCCUGAAGCUAAUUUUAUCACUGAUCAUGUUGACAUCACACACUUGGAUGUAGCAAAUUUCUUCACACACCCUGAAGGAAAAAUAGAUCACUUGAUUGGUGACGGUUCGGUGGAUAUGGAAGAAUAA